GUCCUGCAGAGGAAAAUCAAGAGAGUCAGUUGAGUAAAGUUAAAUUCUGUAAAAGAACUUUGCACAAAAUUCUACCGAGUUCCAUAAAUUCUGUUAAUGUAAGAUAAUUAUUUCAUUCUGUAAAACAGAAGAUGCUUUAGGAUGAGGGUGGGGAAACAUUUAACUGAGAAACUCUGCACCUCUGUUAAGUGUUUGAUUUGGUGUUUUGAUUGGGUUGUUUAGUCUUUUUUCACCCCUGGAGCAUGCAAUUCUCCCUUUCCAUUGUUGAUUCUUUUUGUGAGAGCCAUGAAUUGCUUCUUAGCUAAGCCAGAUUUUAAAAAGAUUCAUAUACUUCAGAGUCUUAUUUUGAUUGUUGAGAAGGGAGGGCUGGAGCAUUGUGGUAUGCAGUUCUGAAGCCAAGGAGAAGGAUAUAAUCAGGAUUUCUUUAACAGAAAUUCAGAAGGGUGUGUUGGGGCCUUGUAGCCCUAACACUGGAUGGAUAGGCCAAGGAAUGAGCAUUGUGUCUCCCAGCCACACUUAUCCUCUGUUUGAAUAUAUGAAAAGUACAAAAUGCAUAAUAUUUGUGGCUCUUACAGCAAAAGCCCUGACUUUGUCUUUCAAAUCGGUCAAAUAGUCAAUCUAGUCAAAUACCUUUUUAUACAUGUACAUUUUAGAACUUAGAAAUAGUAUUUUUACUCUUACUGCAAAACAGAGCAAGCAGGUAUAUUCAAGGUCAGGGUGUUACCUGCUGAGAAAGGUAAGAAUGCCUCUUUGUUCACAAAGUUGCCAUCCAAGUCUAGGAAAUGAUCUGGGUUGAACUUCCAAGGGGUUGCCCAGUGCUCAGUGUCAUAGACCACAGAGUGCAGAUUUGGCAACACAAGCGUGCCCUGCAAGAAGCAGCAGAGAUCUCAUUUUCCAUAGAUUUUCCUUUUCUCUGUCAUAUAAAUGCUAAAUAUUAACAGCUCAAAGACGUCAGAAACAGGGUGGGUAUCCUUAUCCUCUGUACCUUUUUAAUGUGAAAACCCAGCAGAGUUGUGCUCCUCAGGCACUGUCGAGGGACCCCGACGGAGGUGACGUUGCUGUAGCGCAGAGCCUCGUGGAUCACAGCGUUUGUGUAGGGCAGCUGCUUACGGUCCUCAUAGCUGAUGACAUGGGAGGGUUCCAGAACAGCCUCUAUCUCUCUUUGAACCUUUUCUGCAGACAAAUGAUAAUACUUUCAUUUCCCCCUCUGCACCCCCCCCCUUCCUCCCUUUAUUUCCAGUAGAUUUUUGUGUGAGAAUGUCCUGUCCAAAGGAAAUAAAAAAAAAGAAAUUAUGUUGCUAUGAAAUGAUUUGGCAUGUGGUUUGACUGCUGUGUAGGUUUCAGUUGAUCAAAAAGUGCUUCUCCCUGAAUCCUCAUUUAAGACACCUACUUGGUGAUGAGGAUAGUACAAUUUUUGUGUUUCAAAAAAUGGAUUAAAAUUUUAAAUGACAGGUAUAAUUUCCAUUGUUUAUAAAUAUGUAUCAGAUUGGAUAUAUUUUAAAAACUUUUCUACUUUGAAAUUUGGGAGAAGACUAGGUUGCAUAUGAAAUGUCUUUAAUUUGUUAUUCUGUCUUGCCAACCUGUUCUAGAGAGGUAAAACUGUGGCCACUACUAAUUUCUGCUAGUGUUGCUGGUGAACCAGAUGGGGAAGCAUCUGUUUGUUUCAUUUAUUGACCUUCCAUUUUCUGGAUCCUAGUUGCUGAUGUACCACCAUUCAUGUGCAUAGCUAAGGGUUUUUUUGAUGCCUUACAAGUUAUUGAUCUAUAUUAUUACACUAAUGAUGUUCAUUGUGAUGUUGAAUGCAGCUCUCUCUGAUGUGCUUUUGCUCACCUUGUAUAUCUGGGUAUUGUACCAUGUAGAGCAGUGCCCAGAGAAGGGUGGUGCUUGUUGUUUCUGUCCCUCCUAGCAAAAGAUCAACCACAGUCUGAACCAUAUUUUCUUUAUUGAAUGUAGAAGUAGGGUCGUUCUUGGUCUGUAGGGCAUAUUCACAAGAAGACUAUGAAAGAGAUAAUUUCAGAUAUUUCACCAGUCACAUAGAAACUGUCAUUGUUUGAUGAUAACAGUGAGCAGCCCAUCAAAUCAAACACCUUCAGUGCUGCACAAAUAGAGUGUGCAUAUAAAAAUCCUUUGGCAGUUAUUGGAACAGCAAGUGUUUGUAGUAGGCAUUGAAGCCAAGGAAGGGAGAGUGUGAUAAGAGAUACUUACUUUUGUUAUUUGAGCCAGGUAGAAGUCAAUGAGAUCCUGUGGAUCACCUGUGUUCUGUCUUUCAUGGCCCUGAACCUCCUCCAUGACUAAUCUGUGCAUGAAGUCAUUGUAUGCAAACACCUCCUGAUGAGGCCCUGGGAGAUGGUGCAUGAGCCAUGGGAAAGCAUCAUACAGCUGUGGUGUUAAACAGAAAGCAGAGAGUGUCAGAUCCCACUUCUGAUUUUCUGAUAAUUGUGAAGUCACCACAUCAUGUGGGCAACCAAACUGGGAUGAGAGGCAACAGACACAAGUAAGAGAGAUUAAAUACUGGGAACGUGAUUAUAUUUUACUUUUUGGAUCAACACCUAAUAAUGUAACAGGGGUUCUGAAAAUGGGUGAGUAAUUGAGUGCUGAAUCUGACUUGCAAACAAAUUUUUCUCAGCCUCUUAUUUUUUUACUGUAAUUUUUUUAGGCAUCCCUUUAUGAAGAACCAUAAAAGAUGGUCUUUUAGAAUGCCAGUGUGCCAAAAUCUGCACAAGUUAAGCAACAGCUAGGGUUUCAAGAACUUAAUAUUCUUCUUGGUGUGAUGUUGUAACCUGUAUUUUAUAGGAAGCUUAGAAUAACUCAGAUCUUGAUGGUAAUAUGAAUUAUGAAUUGAAGCAAGAUGUCCUUUCAAAAAAGCAUCCAUUUGAAGACUUAGUUCUUAUUAACUGCCUUUCUGGAUUUGCAAGACUAAAUGAAAUUUUAGAAGCUGCUUUCAUUUAAGAACUAAGAAUCUUAAAUACACAGUGUUCUGCAAAUGAUUGCUCAUUGGAAAUCUGUGAAAAGCAAUGAUGAUCUAGAAUUUUAAUUUUAGGAUGUGAUUUACAGACAUAAAGAAGAAUUAGAAGCCAAUAAUUACAUAUACAAAGUAUGUAUUUAUUUAUUACUUCACUGUGGCUUGUAGAACUAUGGUAUAUUUGGAAAUGAAAAUGUUUGUGAAUAAUUGACUUUUAAUUUCUUUUGACUUGUCAAGUGCAAAUGUAUCUUAAGGAACAAGAAAAGUAGGCUCUUACCCUGCCCCAGAUAGUACCUUGAAAGUAGAUCACAGAAUAAAUAGCUUUGAUGAGUUUGCUGAAAGAUUCAUCCUCACUGGAGAAGCAAUGACCGAAAACAACAGCACAAAUGAUAUUUGCAAUUGCAUGGACGAUGGAAUUGUGGGGGUCAAAAGGUUUGCCUGUGAAUAUGGGAGGUGCUGUGAGGACUUCUGAAUAGACUACAGCAAGAAAAAUGAGGAAGACUUUCUUUUUUAAUGGUAAAAACAACAAGGCAUCAGACUAUUUUUAGAAGAAAUUCUGAUGUAUGAAUGUUGCUCUCAGAAGAGAGAUGGGCCUGGUCCAAGGAGAUUUGGAAAGAGACCUCAGGCAACCUCUCUGUGUUUCCACAUGGAACAAGAUGUGGAUGAAACCAUGCACGUGUUCUAUUAAAUCUACAGAAAAGAACAAAGAAAUGGAAGAAACAGGAAAAACUUUUAAUCCUUACUGAUUUGUGGAUUCCAUAAGUUUACCAGAGAGUUCAUCCAGCUGGUCCUGUCUGGUUAAAAGGAAGGACAGAUGUAUUAGAAAACACAGCCUGGUGUUCUUGCUGCCUGGCCUGGCCUCAAGCUAAACAGCGCAGUGCACAGUUCCUGAAUAUGCAAUGGAAGAGUUGUGGAUUUCCUCCUGGACCAACCCCAUUUCCCAUCAUUGGAAGCAUCUGGUGGAUAAACUUUAGAGCUGAUCAUCGGAGCCUGAAAAAGCUGGCAAAAACCUAUGGCAACAUCUGCACCCUGUGGUUGGGUCACAGACCUAUGAUGGUGCUCUAUGGGUUCCAAGCUGUGAAGAAUGGUCUCACCAACAACUCGGAGGAUGUUUCAGGGCGACUGCAGACCUACAUUUUCAACAAACUGGCAGAUGGAAAGGGUAUCUUGGUCUCAAAUGGUCUCAUCUGGAAACAACAGAGACAUUUUGGAUUUGGAACUCUCCGAAAACUGGGAAUGGGGAAUAAAGGAAUGGAGCGUGGGAUCCAAACCGAGGCCCGUUACCUGGUGGAGUUCUUCAGAGACAAGGAGGGAGAAGCUGUGGACCCUUCCUUCCCCAUUGUCCAUGCUGUCUCCAAUGUGAUUUGUGCUGUGGUUUUUGGACAUCGUUUCUCUCUGGAGGAUAAAACCUUCCACCAACUGAUUGAAGCCUUCGAUUAUAUAGUGGCUUUUGGGAACAGCCGCUUUUAUUAUAUGUGUGAAAUGUUCCCGUGGUUUGCAGAGCACCUCCCAGGACCUCUACAGAAAGCAAGAUUUUCCCGGGAUUUUGUUUGUUCCUUUGUGAGGCAGGAAAUCAAGAGCCACAGGGAAAAAGGCAGAAUAGAUGAACCAGAAGAUUUUAUUGACUUUUACCUGAAGCAAUUAGAGAAAACUAAAAAUGUCCCCAAUUCUACGUUUGAUGAAGACAACAUGGUGCAGUCUGUUUUUGACCUUUUCCUGGGUGGCUCAGAGACCACAGCCACCACUCUGCGCUGGGCUCUGCUCUAUAUGUUGGUUUACCCUGACAUCCAAGACAAAGUCCAGAAAGAGCUGGAUGCUGUUCUGAGUCCCUCCCAUCUCAUCUGCUACGAGGAUCGGAAGAAGCUGCCGUACACAAAUGCUGUGGUUCAUGAGAUCCUCCGCUUCAGCAGCAUUGUUUUAAUCACAAUUCCCAGAGAAGCUGUGAAGGAUACCACUGUUCUGGGGUAUCAUGUUCCAAAGGGCACUCUAAUCAUGGCAAAUGUAGACUCAGCUCUUUUUGACCCUGACUAUUGGGAGACACCUCACCAGUUCAACCCUGGCCAUUUCUUGGACAAGGGUGGAAAUUUUGUGACCCGAGAGGCCUUCUUGGCCUUCUCAGCAGGUCACCGUGCUUGUCCGGGAGAGACAAUGGCCAAGAUGGAGCUUUUCAUCAUGUUCUGCAGCCUGUUGCAGAAAUUCAAGUUCACUCUACCAGAAGGAGUUAAGGAAAUCAACACAGACUUUGUCUUUGGGAGCACCAUGAAACCCCAUCCCUACAAGCUCUGUGCAGUUCUGCGCUAGGUUGCUCAGUAUUAGAGAUGUAAGAAGCACAGACACAGGUAUGGUAGUGUGCUGGUAUUUGUGCAGCUUUAUGGGUCUCAUUUUUAGCUCAAAUUCAGUACAAAUCUCUCCUUGUGUUAUAUGUCUUAGAAGCCAGGCCUAAAAAAUACUCUGCUUUUCCUGUGUCUGGAAAGUGUCUGUACUGCAUUUUUUUCCCUGCUGUGUUACAAAUAAAAUAAAUGUAGACAAUUA
Molecule: messenger RNA, 5494 nt
Organism: Melospiza melodia melodia
Lineage: Eukaryota; Metazoa; Chordata; Aves; Passeriformes; Passerellidae
Product: cytochrome P450 2J6-like
Exons: 14
Coding region: 3857-5263 (468 amino acids)
Biological process (GO): xenobiotic metabolic process
Cellular component (GO): intracellular membrane-bounded organelle; cytoplasm
Molecular function (GO): heme binding; iron ion binding; oxidoreductase activity, acting on paired donors, with incorporation or reduction of molecular oxygen, reduced flavin or flavoprotein as one donor, and incorporation of one atom of oxygen
Source: RefSeq, a predicted model, not a curated record